GCUACAUCAUGGACACUAUCACAUCUUUUGUUGGAAUGGGAGACGAUGUUACAGAAGAAACCUUCAAUUGGGCAUCUAACAACCCUAAGAUCAUCAGAGUUUCGUCGAUGAUCGCCCGUCUCAUGGACGAUAUCGUUUCACGCAAGUUUGAGCAAGAGAGAGGACACGUUGCGUCGGCCGUCGAGUGCUACAUGAAGCAACACGGAGUUUCGGAAGAAAAGGCAUGCAAGAGUUGAGUAAGCUGGUUGAGAAUGCCUG
Molecule: messenger RNA, 258 nt
Organism: Hibiscus syriacus
Lineage: Eukaryota; Viridiplantae; Streptophyta; Magnoliopsida; Malvales; Malvaceae
Product: probable terpene synthase 2
Exons: 2
Coding region: 9-236 (75 amino acids)
Molecular function (GO): terpene synthase activity; magnesium ion binding
Source: RefSeq, a predicted model, not a curated record